AUGACAAUGGUGGUCGCCGGGAGACGAGGUGGUGCGCGCGCAGUGACCGGUGGCCGUGGGUUCAUGGCCAGGCACCUGGUGGCGGCCUUGCUCCGCUCCGGUGAGUGGCGCGUCUGGGUCACUGACCUCAACCCUAGUCUUGUCCUCGGCCCUGGAGAGACGGAGGAGAUUCUCAGCGAUGCUCUCCGUGAUGGCCGUGCCGUCUAUGCCUCGGUUGAUGUCUGCAACCUAGAGCAGCUUAUCAAAGUUUUUGAAGGGGUAGAUGUUGUUUUCCACACAGCUGCUGCGGAUCCUAGCAAGAACAACUUACAACUUCACUACAAGGUCAACGUGAUCGGAACAAAGAAUGUAAUUGAUGCUUGCAAGAUAUGCAAGGUGAAGAGGCUUAUACACACCAGUUCUAGUGCUGUUGUGUUCAGCGGAGUUCAUGGUCUAUUUAACGUAAAUGAAUCGUUGCCAUAUCCAGAUAAGUUUCCUGACGCAUAUGCACAAACAAAAGCAGAAGCAGAGAAGUUAGUCAUGGAUGCCAACGGCACUAAUGACCUCCUGACUUGUUGCAUACGUCCAGGUAGCAUAUUUGGCCCAGGCGACCUGAUGAUGCCAACUUUGGAUCUUUAUGGAAAAACACACUUCACUAUUGGUGAUGGGAAGAAUUUUGAUGAUUUUGUGUAUGUUGAAAAUGUCGUACAUGGUCAUAUAUGUGCGGAUAAGACUCUUUCUACUAUGGAUGGUGUAAGAACCAGUGGAGGGAAAGCCUAUUUUAUAACUAAUAUGGAGCCAAUGAAUAUGUGGGACUUCCUAUACACUGUUCAAGAAGAGCUUGGAUACAAAAGACUAUUCAAGAUAAGGAUACCUAUACAUGUUAUUAAGCCUGUAAGCUAUUUGGUAGAGGGAGCAUACAAGGUUUUAUAUCAUUUUGGAAUGACGACGCCUCAAAUGCUAACACGGGCUAGGAUUAAGUAUGCGACACUCAAUCGAACAUUUAGUUGUGACAAAGCUAUCAAAGAACUUGGCUACAAACCUAUUGUGAAACUCAUGGAUGGUGUAAAGAUAUCAGUAAAAUUGUAUAUUCAAUUGAGAAAUAAAGAUUUAUCUAAGAGCAGAGUGAAGGUAUCAAUCUUAACAUCAGCUGUCAUUGUACUUUAUGACCUUAUAUAUCAUCCUAGAAGUAAAGUUGAUCCUACUAUAUCUACGAUCUCUAACUAA
Messenger RNA from Miscanthus lutarioriparius, 1206 nucleotides. The record is from the annotation of a GenBank genome assembly. Lineage: Eukaryota; Viridiplantae; Streptophyta; Magnoliopsida; Poales; Poaceae.